Messenger RNA from Trichobilharzia regenti, 228 nucleotides. Lineage: Eukaryota; Metazoa; Platyhelminthes; Trematoda; Strigeidida; Schistosomatidae. The record is from the annotation of a GenBank genome assembly.
AUGAUCAAACUUCUCCUUGUGUUUGCGUGCAUAAUCAUAAUGGAAUUGGAUGCAAAACCUCAUGGGCAUUUGAAUAACGAAAUACCCGAAGGAUUAUUGAAUACCGAUUCAUUAUCUGAUGAUUAUCCACUCUAUUAUCAUAAAGCAUAUCCACGUAGAUCGUGGGGAACAAACAGAAAACGUUGGUUUCCUAUAAAAGAAUAUCGUGGUGGACUAAUGGAAGUUUAA